Portunus trituberculatus (swimming crab) is the source of this 3712-nucleotide messenger RNA. RefSeq names its product muscle M-line assembly protein unc-89-like. Gene Ontology annotation, molecular function: zinc ion binding. The record is from RefSeq and is a predicted model, not a curated record. The coding region runs from base 299 to 3340 and encodes 1013 amino acids. NCBI's taxonomy places the organism in Eukaryota, Metazoa, Arthropoda, Malacostraca, Decapoda, Portunidae. The transcript has 12 exons.
UCCUGUGAAAGUGGAUGUGUGUUAGAGAGUGUGAAGGUGUGUGUGAGGCGAGCACUGUCCAUCUCCCCAUCCAGUCCUUCACUACACCAUCACGACACUUCCACACGCCCUCACCACGCCCACGCCAGCACUUAGCACGGCAAGAAUUGAACAAGAAUACAGAGGAGAACAAUUACAAGAAGCGACGCAUGAACGAAGAUAAGAGACAGUGUGGAGGGGAACGAGUUGUGACAGACAGAGAGACAGACAGACCGAUAAACACACUGGCUCAAUAAUACACACGCUGGAAUCAGAAAGCAUGAAUGAUGAAAAUGAAGUGUUAUCGGCCACCCUUCCUUCACUGGGGUCUUCACGGCCACGCCCAAGAAGAAAUCAUAAGCUAUCUGCAAAUAGCUCCCUUUCUCCCACCUACACCUCCCUGCCGAGUCUGUUCGAGGAUGACCAGCUGUCGGCCUUCUUCCCCGCGCUGUAUCAAGUCCCCCAAGACCUCCCGGAUUCACCUUCGUCAGCGCCGUCAGUUCUGAGGAAUAACCGCAGUGAAUGUUACAGGUACCCUUCGAUUCAGGAGGAAAGUGAAGUCCUGGGUGAGGAGACGAGGAGCCAACAGGAGAAAAGGGAGGUGGAGGAGAUAGCAAGUGGUGAAAAACAUAAAGAAGAUAAAGAGACAAGUAAGGAAGAGGAGAAAAGAAAUGAGAUGAGAAUGGAGAAAAAGGAGGAGGAGGAUAGGGGUGAUGGAACUAAGAAGGAAAAAGAACACAUAGAGACAAGGAAGGAAGAAGACAAAGGGGAGGAUGUGAAAGAAGAGGAGAAUGAUAACAAGGUAACACGGGAAAGUGAGUGCAGUUGUCCUUCAGUUGGGGAGGAAGAAGUUUUCUAUUCCCUGGAGAACGCCCCAUGGCCUCCCCAGCUGCGCCCUUCCAGCCACCCACCCAGCCUCAGGCCAGACUCCUUGCCUGAAUCCUACUACACAACGAACGAUGGCCCAUCGACGGAGAUCCUGUCCUCGCCUCAGUCAGGAGGCGAGGAUGAGGAUGUACCCAUGCGAUUCGUGUAUCCGCCCAAGAUAUCUCGACUGGGCAGCAUCUACAGCCACCUCGCCUACAGCACCACCGGCUCCUGCAGCUCAGACAGCGAGAGUGAAGCGUGUGCUACUCAACCCAAGAAAGUGACCAUGCGUGCCAAAGAAAAGCGCAGUGAGAAGAAAGACGUUGGUGAUGGAAAGCACGCGUGGUCUGCGGAGUUCGAGCGAAGAGACGAGAUGGAUACCGCUGCUAGUGAGGUGUCUAAGAACUGUAAAAGCUGCAUAAACCCAAUAGAAAGCAGCGAUCAGAAUAAGAAGGUAGCUCCGGCCAAGCCCCCGAGACUCCGCGUGUCCAAGAGGAUCAGCAACAACGAGGAAAAGAGGAAGAGCAGAGAGGAUCCCGUGCGAUACAAAAGACUCAGUGACCAGGACAAGCUGAGCGCGAAACGAAGCGCCUCCAUGACAAACAUCCUUGAGAGUAACCUGGAGGUAACGCAAGAGAGACAUCACCGACUCUCUAGAAGCCCCGCAAAGGAGGUGACGGGGCUCCUACAUCAUCCCACCAAGGCUCAAGGGGAGAGGAAGGAUCGGGAGCGACACAGUGGUUUCAGAUACAAGGAUGCUGCCAAGAUCGUCUCCUCCAUCAUGUCUAAGAAGCCGCAGUUUCUUCACCGCAGUUAUACCUCAAAAUCCAAACAUCACCCUGGAAAGAAAAUGGGUAAGGAGGAACCACCAUCAUCACUACUACCACCAUCACCAUUACCGUCGUCACCACCAUCCUCACCUGCAUCUGCACCUCGUCAGCCACCAGCAUCAACACCAGCACCACCACAAGUAUCACCACCAGUCGAGGAGGUGAAGCAGAAUGACACCGCAUCGGAGGUCACUAAGCCUCCCAGAAUACAGCAGCACAAGGACCAGGAUGCUCUUCCCGUAGGAUCCCUCGACAAGGCUCAGGAAAUGUGCUCCUCGCACGGCGCCCUGUUAAACUUCUACUGUGUCAAGUGUCGGGUGGUGGUGUGUCGUGACUGCACGGUGGUGGCGCACUCUCGAGGCGAAAACCACAAAGUUCUUGAUACACUGGACUCUCUGGCCACGCUGCGCUCCGAGGCGGUGGCCAUGCUGCGCCACUACACGAUUCUGGACACCAUGCACGCCUCCCUCACGGAAAUCUACCGCAAGUUUACGCUUAAGCACCGGGAUCUGGACACAGAGGCGAUGAAGAAGCGUCUGGAGGAAGGGAAGUACCUAGCGAAGGUGAUGAAGGAUGCGGAGCAGAUGAUGACGACGCGGACUAACCUGCACGAGAUCCGGCAGUGUGUGAGUCAGUGGGAGGCGCGGCAGGACGAGUGGGGUGACUUGGUGUUCCUUGCCUCGCGGUGUGCCCUUCUUGCUAACAUGUGCUUCCCCUCAGACACAGUGUUGUUAAGGCUGGGGAGCUGGGUGAUGCCAACGCCGUGGAUUCAACUGAGUCACCUCCUACUACCUUAUCUGAAAGUACCCACACCUCAGACCUCCCCAAACUCUCCCUCGCACGGUAAAGACGGUCAAGUCACACCAAGCGGCAAUGACGGGGCACUGAAUAUUCCGUCAACGAUGCAGGAACCUCGGAAGCGGAGUGGCAGCCCUUACGGUGGAGGGACAAGUACAGGCGGCACGGACCAGCCCUUCCCCCACAACGCCCGCCAGAUGGUUCUCUCCAACCUGGUCCCUUACAUCAUCCUCAACCCAGACAUCAGGUACUUUGUGCACGUGGGCGGCCCGCGGGACGUGGACCUGACCCUGGUGGUGGUGCCUGUCGACGAGCACGCCCGUGACUAUCUGCAGCAAUGUCGCAGUAAAGCCGCAAAGUCCCCAAGAUUGGUGUCCAAGGCCAACCACCGCCCCCCCAUGGAUGCCAUCACCGUGGUGGAGCAGCAGAUGACAAGCGGAUUGUGUAAGACUCGCAUCACGGCCUUCUCCAUGCCUCUCGGGCCCUCCUCAGCCCCCACCGUCGUGAAAGUGAGUUUUAUCGACGUGAAGGUGGUGGGUGACGGGCAAGGGCUGCCGGAGGUGGAGAAUGGCCUGAAGCGAGGAGACGUAAUAGUGGACUACAGCUCCAGCGGGCGUGUCACACUGUCGGUGGUGGUGAAGGACAUCGGGAACUUUACAGGCAUGCACCUCGGCCGUGUCACCUGGGGCAUGGACAGCCUCGCGUGUCUUGCUGCAGGCUCCGAGGACAACAAACGGAUGGAGUCUGGCGGCUUCCGGGCCAAGAUCAAAGCCACCGUGAAGCGUGAGGAGGCGGUGUACGACGUGAUGUUUGGCAUGGACCUGUGAUCUUCACCAGCACAUAAAGGAAACUCCACAGUGCAGCGGAUCAGCCCAUCACGUUUUGUAGACACCAUUCAAACCUUCAUAUAUCCACCUACCAUCCCUCUCCAUAAAUUCGUCCAUUAUUUAUACCAAUUUCUCUCUUAUGGAACUGUAUUAAGCUUCAAGAUUCAAUUUACCUCCACCCCAUAACUAAUUCCAAGGAUCGUUACAUCACCCUUGUUGUAGGAGUAUUCUUUGUAUGACCUGUAAAUUUUGUGGUAUCUAACUCUGACAUGAUAGAAAACUUCAGAUACAGAGCCAUUUGAAUUCAGAUUCUUUUACCACAAACUUACGACAAAAUAUUCUCAGAUUUCAUUAAAUGCAUUGAAUUGGGAA